AUGUACGAUGAGAUUAAAGUUCGUGCCAAAAAUGCUAUAUCCAAAAUCAUCGCCAUGGAUCUUAACGAAAAGUACUGGAAUCAACGUUCCGCAAUCAAAUCCAAACGCUGUCAAUCGGUUGCUCAGGAACUAUCCUGGCUGUGCUGUCAGCAUCGGAUGUUGACAAAACUGUUCGAGGAGUUCAGGAGCAUUUUUGACCUACCGCUCGCGUUGAUAACUUUGCUGCAAGUUAUUGAAGUCAUUGCCGAAACGUUUUAUUGCUAUACGGGAAUUGUUCACGCCAUACGGGAAGGAUACACACCGGACUACACUUACUAUGGGCUGUCGCUGCUAUCGGCUUUGGUUUUGGGACUACAAUUUUACUACCUUACUUCUUUCGGGCAUAACCUAACAAAAAUGGCGAAUAGCGUCAGCAUAGAACUGCAUGAGUUUUUCCUGACGGAAGUGGAUGAGCUGCUGGAUGUUAUUAUUGAGUUUUUCUCCCUUGAGUUGUCACAUCAAGAUUACUCAGUACACAUUCUUGGUCUGUUUACUCUGGAUCGGAAAUUCGCCUUUGGAGUUGCUGGAGUGAUAACAACUUAUCUCAUCCUAAUGGUGCAAUUUGAAUUGGCUCAAGCUUGA
This is a messenger RNA of Uranotaenia lowii, 621 nucleotides long. Its product is annotated as gustatory receptor for bitter taste 66a-like. The transcript has 4 exons. NCBI's taxonomy places the organism in Eukaryota, Metazoa, Arthropoda, Insecta, Diptera, Culicidae. The record is from RefSeq and is a predicted model, not a curated record. Bases 1 to 621 code for a protein of 206 amino acids. Gene Ontology annotation, cellular component: dendrite; membrane; axon. Gene Ontology annotation, biological process: sensory perception of taste.